Messenger RNA from Clonostachys rhizophaga, 1548 nucleotides. The record is from the annotation of a GenBank genome assembly. Lineage: Eukaryota; Fungi; Ascomycota; Sordariomycetes; Hypocreales; Bionectriaceae.
AUGUCACAGGAAGAACCGCACCAGGUGUUUUGGGAGGUUUCAAUUCCGCGUGGCAGCUCAGCCGACAUCAACAACAAUUCAAUCCUCCUAUGCACUAUAGUGAGUUUUCGGGGAUCUUUUAUGGCCACUGUUAGGUUGAAAGCUACCACUACUUUGAAACUGAAGCUCAAAAGCUUCCCCUGGUCCGAAAAGGACCCCAUGUUAUUCAAUGGCCACACUUGCAAGGGCAAGCAGUUUUCUAAUACCAAGUUUGCCGAACUUGAAAGGGACCAGAUCGAAGAAUAUUUGCCUCGACAGUAUCCGAAGCCAGACUUGACGGUAGGAGGCACUGGCCCAACACCGAUACCAGGGACCGUCUGUCGACUUCACGGGAUUCCCAUCUCUUACACGCCUGGUAUAAUUUCCAAAUUGCUGUCUAAAAUUUUAAAUAUCCCCUCCGCUUCGAUUCAGAUCAAAUCUUUCGCGAGAAACCCGUACCACGGGGAAAUAACGGCUUUAGUGUCAUUCACAACAUUUCCGAUGAAGCUCAAGCGUACACAGUCAGGCCGAUGGCAAAUUUCCGUGCCAUCGACAGAAUUGCCGAGAACUGAGGAUACUCAUGCGAGCCCUCCGUCGUCAUUAUCGAGCCCAAGCCUUGAUCUACAUUUCGAUACCAAUUUCCUUGGAUUUACAAAUCUCAGUCCUUUGUCUGGUGAUCCUUUUAACAUUGACAUCGUCGCGGUACAUGGCCUUGGUGGUCACGCCUACGGGUCUUUCAAGCAGCGAGGGGGGCCUUACAUGUGGCUGAGCGACUCAUUAUACGAUAACCUACUCAAAAUUGCGCCAUCAGAAAAGUUCCCACAGGGAAUCAGACCAAGAAUCCUUCUAUAUGGACACGACUCUCACAUAGAUCAAAGCCAGACAUUCCAGUGCUUGGAGGACCUGGCCAUUGACCUCAAGAUUUUGCUUCGUGGGAUACGCGAACAAGAUCCAACCAGGCCACUGAUUCUUAUCGGUCAUAGUCUUGGUGGCCUGCUGAUCAAACAACUUUUAAUACAGUGGGCAGUGGAAGAGGGCAGCGCCACUGACAAGUCAAGCCGUGAGGCCACCACUAGUCUACUGCUGUUUGGAGUCCCGAAUCGCGGGAUGGACAUCACCGCCAUAUUAUCAAUUGUUGGGGAACAGCCAAAUGCUGAGUUUAUAUCCUCGUUGGGGAUCGGCUCUCCCAUCCUAGAAGAGCAGUCAAAGGCAUUCCCUGCACUUUGCAAGUCCACCAAAAUGCGCAUAUAUUCUUUCUUUGAGACAUGUCUAUCAAACACAGCAACAAUGAUUGAUGGAAAGCUGAGCAUAACUGGCAAGCCAGUAGUCUUGGUCGACAAGGCGUCUGCGACUCAUGGGCGACCGUGGGAGAUGAACAAUCAAUUCAUCAUUCCAAUCCAGCGCACCCACUCUGAUUUGGUCAAGUUUGAUUCGAAAUACAGCCACGACUAUGAGAAGGUACGAGGUUGCUUUAAUGAAAUCCUCGGGCCAGGAAAGAGCAUGCGUGUUGAGGCACUUCCUCUACAGUGA